ACUGGGAGUGGCUUUUGCUUUGUGUGUGAAGGAAGCCUCUGCUGGAGUGGCUGCAAGGCUUGGAUGUUGAGGUUCAUCUGAAAUGCUUUUCUGGCUGAGAGAGGAAGAAAUGUCUCUUCAAGAGCUCAACCAACGAUUGCACUGUGUGGUCAUUCAUGUUGAUGAAAUAAUGCAGCAGGAGAUACGACCUCUGCUGGCAACCGAUAUCAUAGAGCAACUUCACAGACAAUUUGCCAUUCUCUCAGGAGGGAGAGGCAACAAUGGAGCUCCGAUAAUAACAUUCCCCGAAUAUUCUGGCUUUGGGGAUCUUCCUGAUGAAGAUUUCCUUAACGUUGUAACAUAUCUCACUAGCAUUCCCAGUCUGGAGGCUGCCAGCAUUGGAUUCAUCAUUGUUAUAGACAGACGCAGGGACAAAUGGAGCGCUGUGAAGGCGUCAUUGACACGGAUAGCGGGGGCAUUCCCAGGGAACCUGCAGCUUGUUCUGGUGCUGCGUCCUUCCCGCUUCAUUCAGAGAACCAUCGCUGACAUUGGCAUGAAGCUACACCGAGAUGACUUUAAAAUGAAGGUACCGAUCAUCAUGUUAAACUCAGUCUCAGAUUUAUAUGGCUACAUUGAUAAAAAACAGCUUACAUGUGAACUUGGAGGGACCUUAGACUACUGUCAUAACCAGUGGAUUCAUAAUCGAACUGCUACUGAGAAUUUUGCAGUGACAGUGAAAACGACGGCGCAGAUGUUGCAGGUGUUUGGUACCAAUCUGGCUGAGACAGAACUCCCAAACGACAUUCACUGUACAGAGGAUCUCCUGGUCUCUCACACAGAAAAGCAUGACAAGCUCAAGGAUGAACUCCAACUAGCAUUGAAACAGGGGACCACCAUCCUCUCUUGCAUUAAGGAACGAGCAAUCAAAAACACAAGCUACAAACUCAACCAUGACGAACUGGAAAAUGUCGCUACAGUUGAACGGCUGCUGGCGCAGUUGGAUGAAACAGAGAAUGCUUUUGAGCAGUUUUGGUCCAAGCAUCAUCUAAAACUGGAGCAGUGUUUACAGCUGCGACAUUUUGAACAGGACUUUCGGGAGGUAAAACUUGCUUUGGACAGCCUUGUGGAGACUUUGGCUGCUUUCACAGACAUUGGAGACAGCGUAUCUCGAGUAGAACAACUUCUUAAGGAGCUUAAAGUAUUGGAGGAGAAAGCUCAGGUUAACCAGUGGUGUGAUGCUGGAAUAUACCUGCUGGCAUCCCAGGCAGUGGACAAGUGCCAGUCUCAAGAAGGUGCUGAAUCUGCCCUGCACGACAUUGAAAAGUUUAAUGAAACAGAGAAUGAGAACCAGCCGGGCAACCUUAAAGAACUUCACAAUCAGUUUGAAAUGAUUCUCACAUCUGAUGUAAAGGCCAAUGUCCAGAAGGCCCUCCAGAGACUAGGAGAUGUGCAGGAAAUGAUUGAAAAGAGACAAGUCAGUCUUAAGAAGUUGUCAGCUAAGCAGACCCGGCCUGUGCAGCCUGUGGCUCCCCGCCCAGAAUCUUCUCCGAAAUGGGCAUCCCCUAAACCAAUCACAAACACUGGUCCUACAGCAGCCCCCACUCAAAGGGCAUCCGAGAGUUCGAGUACCCCCAAGCCUCCUACUGAGGUUGAACUGGCAAAGAAGAAAAACCCCAGAAAAACUAGAAGUGGAAUCAAGAUUGAAGUAAUGCACGAAGCCAGCCAAGGAGGGUCCAGCCACAGUCUGGUGACAAAUGAAACCGAGGAAUGCCUGUCAAGCAGACGAAGGCACAUUAUGAAGGAGCUGGUAGACACGGAAAGAGUGUAUGUGGAGGAGCUUCAAAGCAUCAUUGAGGGUUAUUCUGCUGUGAUUGACAAUCCAGAAUUUGCCAAUCUUGUUCCAACUGCUCUGCAAAACAAAAAGGAAGUGCUUUUUGGCAAUCUUGGUGAAAUAUAUGAGUUCCACAACAGGACAUUUCUUAAAGAACUAGAAAAUUGCAUAGAAAAUCCAGAACUGGUGGGAACGUGUUUUUUGAAGAGGAAAGAAGAUCUUCAGAUUUAUGAAAAAUACUGUCAGAACAAACCUCGUUCUGAAGCCCUAUGGAGACAAUGUGGAGAUAGUCAAUUCUUUCAGGAAUGCCAGAGAAAGCUGGAUCAUAAACUUUCUCUGGAUGCCUAUUUACUGAAACCUGUUCAGAGGAUCACCAAGUAUCAGCUGAUGCUAAAGGAGAUGCUCAAAUGUUGUAAGAACUCAGAAGGCACUGCUGAGCUGGAGGAGGCCCUAGCGAGCAUGCUGGACAUCAUCAAGUCAGUUAAUGACUCUAUGCAUCAGAUUGCUAUUACUGGUUUUGAGGGUAACCUGAAUGAUCUUGGCAAACUGCUGAUGCAAGGGUCCUUCAACGUGUGGACAGACCACAAAAAAGGACACAGCAAGGUGAAGGAUCUUGCCCGGUUCAAGCCCAUGCAGAGGCACCUCUUUCUGUAUAACAAGAUGCUGCUGUUCUGUAAGAAACGAGAGGAGACUGUGGAUGGCCAUGAGAAGACUCCGUCAUACAGCUUCAAGCAUGCAUUAAAGAUGAGCGCUGUUGGCAUCACAGAAAACGUGAAAGGAGACAGCAAGAAGUUUGAGGUUUGGUACAGUGGCAGGGAAGAAGUCUAUAUAAUUCAGGCCUCAUCGAUGGAUGUGAAGCAUCUGUGGGUUACUGAAAUCAGAAAAGUGUUGACAGGACAAUUGGAAGCAUGCAGAGAGGCAAGCCAGCUUCACCAAAGGAUCACUGAAAAUGUCUAUCACGCUCCUAUGAAUUCCCCCAAUGCAAGAAAUAUGAGAAAGUCUUCUUGCAAGCAAGAAAGCAACAAGUCUGAGUCUUCGAGCCCUGAAACCGUUAAUAAGAGAAGCAGCCCUGCUAGUCCCAACACUAGACAGAAGAGAGCUGAUGCUUCUGCCAGUCAUAAUCUUGAGCGCUCUGCUCUUGCUAAAAAGCGAUUCACAUUGCAGGGUCUUUCCAACCGAAGGCCUCCCUCUAAAGAGCCUCAGUCUAAGGAGACAGAAGUCACACGUCGCUUCUCUUUAGCCUCCUCAGUCAGUUCCUCAGCUACUAGACACACAAAAGGUGCUCUUGCUCCUAAUCUUAAAGCUAAGAGGCAUGAAAUAAAGAGUGACCCCACUCCAUUGGGGUAUGAAGAUUCUUUAAGAGAUGCUGUACCAGCUGAAAGCAAACGCAGCAGUACUAUAAUUACAAACUCAGCUGUUACUAGAUCUACUUCCCAGCCAGGCUGGACAAAUAGACAGAUUCCAUCGCUGGACACUUGCGAGGAUUUUGAAGCGAUCCCUUCCAGCCCAGAGGAGCUCUCCAACUCUUCAGAGGCAGAGGAAGAACUCAGUAACAAAAAUGACCAUGGUGUGUUUCGAGUUCAGGUGACCUAUGAUGCUAAAACCUCCGAAGAGCUGUCCCUGGAGUCUGGGGAUUUGGUGCAGUUCCUGGAGGAAGGGGAGAAUGGCCAGUGGCUAGUCAAGAACCUUUUAACUCAGAAGACAGGGUUGGUUCCAUCCAGCAUACUGAAAACAGCUGGAAGAGUUCACUUAAACAGUAAUUCUGAUUUCUUUAGUGAUAUGUGCACUGCUGCAUUAACUGACACUGAAGAACAGGAAAGUGAAUACAUGGGGAAUAGAGCUACCGAAACAAAGGUUGAAAGUUGAAACACUGGAUCGCCUUUGCAUCUCUCUGUGGGCUACUAGCUCUGCCUGUGCCAUGCAUUACAUCCUCCCCAAGGCAGAGCACUGCAGAGGAAACUGUUUUUCUCAUCUGAAGACUAGGAGUUCCAGGUUCCCUCCAGCAUAUAACCCCCUGACACUCAGCUGUGACUGUAAAGCAGAUCACCAAUGCACUUGGCUGCUUCAUCUCAUGGCAAGAGAACUGCAUUCAUGCUUAAGUAUAAACUUAUUCUGAUGGAAUAAAGUGUUGCUUUAUGCAUUUUAUUUAGCACUGUUUCAGUGCCUUUCCACGGAUUUCCUACAGCUUGAUCCUUCAAUUCCUUUUAUGGAGCUUAACCGGUAUGGUAUAAAAGAAGAGGUCUGUGACUGAGUGAGAUGCCAAAUUCAGAGAUAGAAAAGCUACUGUGGAACUUGAAGUAAGAUGAUUGUACAUGUCCAUUUCUGCACCAGAAAUAUGAACUCUUUGAAGUAAUUGUAUGACCACAUUGAGCUGUUGUACAACUUAAAAUUGUAAUUCUCUUGUCAGGUGACUGGUUCUGGUGUGUUUUGCUGACUGUGUUGUCAUAGUGUUUACUUGUCUGCUUUCACGAUAAUAUGGGCCAAUAAUGGCACAAUAUUGAGCAGACCAAAUUAUAUUUACGAUAUCAAAUACAAUUGUUUUGCUUGAACGCUGAAAUAUAUUGUGGUGAUGAUAAACUGGCAUUCUAAAGACACAGGGUCACACUGGGUCUGUGAGACGUUGAUGUUUAAUACAGUUCCAUAUUAAAUACAGAUAUAUUUUAUGUUUAGUACAGUUCAGAUUACAUGAUAAACUGCUAGGGUGUGCAGGCAUUCUGAAAAGAAGAAAGGGCAGAGCCUACCAGAAGUGGACAAGAUUGCCUCAAAAGUGGAUCGAGCCAAACCCAGGUGUUGUAAAAAUGUAUUUUCUGUCCAAACGUGUGGUCCUGUCCCCAUCCUGCACAUCCCUACUGAUUUUAUAAUAAAUAUAAAUAUAAUUUAUUUAUCAUAUAUAGGGUAUAUUUACUGUCUUCUCCUCAUCUGCAACAAUGAGAUACUUAACUAAAAAAAAUGAAGCACUUCUUUUGUUUCUUCUAUUUUACAUUUUUGUUUGUCUAUUUACUUAAGAAAAUAUGUAACCUUUUUGUACAGUACCUGUAGCCAGAAAUACAGCUAUGCCCAAAAGUUUUGCGUUACCCUAUAAAAUUAACUAAUUUAGCUUCGUAAAGUCUAUUGAAACCGGCUAAAUAAUGUUACAUUAACAAUAUUGAAUUACAUACCGUUUUGUAGUUUUCCAUAUACUGACAGUUU
Molecule: messenger RNA, 4999 nt
Organism: Polyodon spathula (Mississippi paddlefish)
Lineage: Eukaryota; Metazoa; Chordata; Actinopteri; Acipenseriformes; Polyodontidae
Product: guanine nucleotide exchange factor DBS-like
Exons: 33
Coding region: 83-3676 (1197 amino acids)
Cellular component (GO): cytoplasm
Molecular function (GO): protein binding; guanyl-nucleotide exchange factor activity
Source: RefSeq, a predicted model, not a curated record